Gilbertella persicaria is the source of this 549-nucleotide messenger RNA. RefSeq lists its product as uncharacterized. Gene Ontology annotation, molecular function: protein binding. NCBI's taxonomy places the organism in Eukaryota, Fungi, Mucoromycota, Mucoromycetes, Mucorales, Choanephoraceae. Bases 1 to 549 code for a protein of 182 amino acids. The transcript is spliced from 4 exons. Gene Ontology annotation, biological process: cilium assembly. The record is from RefSeq and is a predicted model, not a curated record.
AUGUCUGCUUCUGAUGAUGCCGUAUUAGAAUUCCUUUUUAAUCCUGAGAGUCAAGGAUUACCUUUGGAUGCUAUUUCACACACAGUCGACACAAAACCAAAAUACACUUUUUCAUCUGAAAGAAUAGCUCAAUUGGAAGCCAUGGAAAAAGAAGCCAUUCAGGCUGUUGAAAGAGACCAAAAUACAGAAAAAGCCUUGGACUUGUUAAACCAAUGCAUUGAUAUGGAACCCAACUAUGCAUCUGCCUACAAUAACAGAGCUCAAUUGUAUCGUAUGAACAAUGAACUCGAUAAAGCAACCAAUGACCUCAAUUUUGUGAUUCAGGAAGCAGGACAAGGACAACCCAAGAUUUUACGACAAGCCUAUACACAGCGUGCGAUUCUAAAACGACACCAAGGCGAUUUAGUAGGAUCAAGGCAAGACUUUGAGAUGGGUGCUAAACUGGGCAACCCUUUAGCACGUCAUGUGGCUGUGAAUGAAAACCCUUAUGCUAAAAUGUGUAAUCAGGUCAUGAUGGAAGUCAUGAACCGUGAAAGACAUGGUUUAUAA